AUGGCUCCUCAAUUCCACGACAUUGUGAACAAGCCCGCCCCGGGCAUCCCCUACUUCACUCCCCUCCAGGAUCCGCCCGCAGGGACCGCCGCAAACCCUCAAUCGGACGGCGCCCCGAUCCCCAAACUGUUCCAGCCCCUCUCGGUGAGAGGGUUGACGUUCCACAAUCGUCUCGGACUCUCUCCCUUGUGCCAGUACUCUGCCGACGAUGGCCACAUGACGCCCUGGCAUAUGGCCCAUCUGGGUGGAAUUGCCCAGCGCGGGCCCGGAUUUCUGAUGGUCGAGGCCACCGCUGUCGAGGCGGAGGGCCGUAUCUCCCCUCAGGAUGUGGGAUUGUGGAAGGACUCGCAGAUCGAGCCCAUGAGACAGGUGAUUGAAUUCGUGCACAGCCAGAACCAGAUCAUCGGCGUACAGAUCGCCCACGCCGGUCGGAAAGCGAGUACCGUAGCGCCGUGGCUGUCGUUCACUGAGGCAGCAUCUAACAAUGCUAGUGGCUGGACGGACCGCGUCAAGGGGCCCAGCGGUGAGCCAUUCAGCGACCGCUACCCGAUCCCCACGCAAAUGACCAAGCAGGAUAUCGAGCAGUUCAAGAAGAACUGGGUGGCAGCGGUGAAACGGGCCAUUCGCGCGGGCGCCGAUUUUGUCGAGAUUCACAAUGCCCACGGAUACUUGCUGAUGUCGUUCUUGUCGCCUACGGCGAACACGAGAACGGACGAAUACGGUGGUAGCUUUGAAAACCGUAUCAGACUGAGCAUGGAAAUUGCGAAACUCACCCGCGAGACUGUUCCCGAGAAUAUGCCCGUGUUUCUGCGCGUGUCAGCGACGGACUGGCUGGAAGAGGUCCAACCGUCGCAGCCGAGCUGGCGACUUGAGGACACCAUCAAGUUUGCGCAGGCGCUGGCAGAGAGCGGGGCCAUCGAUCUGCUAGAUAUCAGCAGCGGUGGAACCAACGCUGCCCAGAAGAUCAAGCCGGGACCUGGGUUCCAGGCACCGUUCUCCGUCGCCGUGAAGAAGGCGGUUGGCGAUAAGCUGUUGGUGGGUGCUGUCGGUACGAUUGACACGGGUCACUUGGCCAACUCGUUGCUCGAGAAGGAGGGUUUGGACUUUGUUCUGGUGGGACGUGGUUUCCAGAAGAACCCAUCGCUGGCAUGGACUUUUGCUGAGGAGCUUAACGUGGAGAUUUCCAUGGCCAGCCAGAUUCGCUGGGCUUUCUCACGACGGGGUGGUGGACCUUUCCUGAAGAAGAGACAAGAAAAGAUCUAG
Molecule: messenger RNA, 1263 nt
Organism: Aspergillus melleus
Lineage: Eukaryota; Fungi; Ascomycota; Eurotiomycetes; Eurotiales; Aspergillaceae
Product: NADH:flavin oxidoreductase/NADH oxidase
Exons: 2
Coding region: 1-1263 (420 amino acids)
Cellular component (GO): intracellular anatomical structure
Molecular function (GO): NADPH dehydrogenase activity; FMN binding; NADP binding
Source: RefSeq, a predicted model, not a curated record